Achroia grisella is the source of this 2074-nucleotide messenger RNA. RefSeq lists its product as uncharacterized. The record is from RefSeq and is a predicted model, not a curated record. The transcript is spliced from 6 exons. Lineage: Eukaryota; Metazoa; Arthropoda; Insecta; Lepidoptera; Pyralidae. The coding region runs from base 50 to 1078 and encodes 342 amino acids.
GCGUGUCACAUUGUCGUUUGGGGGAUGCCAUUUGCGAUCAUUAGUUAUAAUGGAUUACAUUAACAUCCCAGCGUGUGCUUUGAAUAGGCAGAUCAGUACUGUGAUAGUUAGGUUCAAAAUGGAUGUGAUUGAUCAGAGUUGGCCGUCAGAAAGUUGUCCAGGGCUGGACUGUCCGAAGGUUUUGAAGUCGACAGUAUGUGAGAAUUGUUCUAGGACUAGACUGAAUAGUAGAUACAGUGACUGUGAUAGUGAUAAAGUGAGGAAGUGUCAAUCGUAUAAAUCGAGAACUGCCAAAAGUAGAUACGUCAACGUCUGCGCAGUCGCGUGUUUAUUGCUUCUUGUGGGGAGUUGGUCACCGCGGUCGUCGGCGGCGCCGUUCAAGAGUCGCAGUAUGGAACGACAGAAGCGUGCAUCUGAAGAAGAAAAUCCACUAUGGGGGAACCCUUGCGUAUACGGUUCAACCAUUACAAAAACAGAUUAUGAGCCGAAAUUCGCAGAGAAUUUGGCCCGUCAGGCAAAAUAUGUGCUCGAAGAGACGGCGAAAUAUAAAGAUGAAUUUGCCAAGCUGUAUAGUUAUGAAAACUUCGAUUUACUUUAUAAUCAAUGGAAUAACGAUAAUGAUGACUGGCUUCGGGAGUUCCCUUGGCAUCUUGACGACGUUAUGCCCAAAAACAAGAUCCUGUACAAGUCUCUAGAAGAGGAUGAUUUGGAUGAUUUGAUGAAACACAUAGACGAUGUGCUGCCGUAUAUGUACAAAAGUCUGAAGAUGAUUGUCGCCUCGUUUCAAAUGUUCGCAGAGAACCUCAUUAAUGACAAUAUCGUUCCGGACGCAAAUCUCGCUAAAAACAUCAAGGACACUAUACCCAAGCUGAGCAAAGUGCUAUGUCUCUUUUUUGAUGUAAUCGCAUCACGGGACCUUAAAAUGCUGCCGCUACUUGACAGUGAAAUCCCGCCAAUCAAUGAUUCCAAUCUGUUGAAAAAGGCGUACCCCAUUUAUCGGGACACCCUCAACUAUCUGGAGUACCUGAUCCUGGUUUUCCAAAAGAUGUCCAAGACUGACCUGACCCAAUCAGCUUAAAGAAAACAAAACUUUGGUUGUGUUACUUUUGUUAAGACCGCAAAUAUUUGAGGAACGAAUGUUUUUAAACAAUAAUGCUACAUACAAAAGUGAAUACAUAAAUUUGUAGAGUAAACACGCACUUAAUUACUUCAUUGAAUGUUAAUUAUGUUUUUCUGAAUGAUUUAUGAUCUGUGUUUUCUAUAACACUGGUGCCUAAAUUGUAUUAGAUAAUAUUUUAUGUGUUGCCAUAUUGAGCCAAUUGUUCAAUUAACUUAUUAUUCUCGUUGAUUUAUUAAAUAUUACUCUGUAAUUACAAUAAUAUGAUGUAACAAGUAAUACGACAAUAAGAAUCAAAACAAAUCUGAUGGCAUUCUGUUGUUCCUCAUUCAUUGUCAGCUUGUUGUAACAAGCUGUUAUAGCAUUUGGCUGUUUAAUUAACGUUAUACAAAAACGUCAUUGCCAUUACAUUGCCAUUUUGGUCUAGAACGGAAUAGUUCCUUUUAUUUUAUGUAAAUAGUGACGAAUUUAAAAACGGUAUUAAUUUAUUGUCAUUCUAUUAACAUUCUAAAUUUCCCGAUUAUCCUAGUCAAGGUCGUAACUUAUUUAUUUCUCGCUUAAUUCACCUAGUUUGAAUUUCUUUAUUAUUGAUAUUAUUUAAUUUAGAUUUUGGUAUUAGAGACCAUUCCACCAGAUAAUGAUUGAGAUUGUCGUUGUUAGUAAAUUGUUGAGUUUUCGUGUAUGCGUCAGUGUAUGAAUCAUGAUGGUUGUAAUUUUGUAUGAUAGAUCACUCAUGUGAGUAUCCCGUACGCUCGAUACGUUUCGGCGAACGCUUAAUUGUACAUUUUAUUCCUAACUUAAUUAGUAUUACUUGACAUUUUGUUAACUAUUUAUAUUACUGUUAAAUCCAAUGAAAUAGAAUAGCUUUAAUAGAGCUGUUAAUUAUUGUAAAAUACAGAGCCAGUGUAUUUAUUCCUUAAUCAUUAUUUGUAUAGUUCAAAUAAUACUUAUUUAUAA